UAUUUUUAACACUGGCACUCAAAAUACCGUUCCGUUCGUUACUCUGUAUUUUUCUCUUGGCAACAUUAUACGUUUACUCGCGAAUAAUGUUUUUUCUUUCAUAAAUUUCGUUUCAUUCAUUCGUUUUUGUGUUGUGAAGACGUGUGUUAGCUUUGUAUAUAUAGAAUAUUGCAAAAUAGUUUAUCGUUAGUGUUAAGCACACAGUUUGUUUGUGAUUAUGUGACAAUAAACGAAAGUUCGGCUAUUCAUCAUGUUGUGAAGUCACUCACUGUGUACGUCUCAACAUCGUAGUAAUUCGUGGUAUUUACGAAUGUAUUUUAAUUAGUGUAUGGUCAGUGAGCGCUUCAGUGUUCUUUUAUUUAUUUGUCGUGAGUCGAGAGCAAACUGACACUCGUCGAAAUAUGCCAUGUACGCUCCGGAUCAUCUCCGACGGAAGGAAGCCAGAGAUGUUAUGUAUCGCAGUAACUCGAGUCUCGACUUGAUAUACGGCGAACAUCCGUCCGGAAACGGGUUGCGGCGCGAGUAUGGGAGUCACGGUUCGAUCGACGUGAUCGGGGGCGCGAGCGACAGGCUCCCCGCAAUGGUGCACAACUACAACGUGACAGAGAAGGCUCAGGGCUUGAGCGGUGACACAUCCGACGGCCCCACGCCCCGGGCCAGCGCCAGCCCGAAGCCUCGCCUCAAAUUCAACAAGCUUUGGGGUGGCGCGGCUCCCACACACCGACAACCCAUGGACGAUGGAUCACUCGACCGACCUGAAGGAAUAAAAAAACAGCAGUUUGCUCACUAUGAUUGUCAAUCCUUGAUGGCUAACUUGAGUUAUGCAGCUGAGAUUAGAGGAGCACUGCUGAGCCGCAGGAGGAACACAACAACAGGGGCCUCGGCUGCUUCUCUUGCAACCCGGGGCCCUCCGCUGGGAGAAGACACAGUACCUGACAUGGGGGACGGAAGAUCAAAUGAGUUGCUGGAAGCCUGUCCCUUCUUUAGGAAUGAAUUGGGAGGCGAAGAAGAGCGCUGCGUAUCCCUAUGCCGGAGGACAUCACGCGGCGCGAUCCCUGGACAAGCUGGCAGCUGGCACCGGCCUCGUGCGGCCUACGGCCUCUCCGUCCUCGAGUUUCCGCCUGGCCACACUCAUUGGCGGCAUGGGUGCCCGUUUGCGAACACCCUGACGCCCCUGCCCGUCGAGAGCCAGGAUUUAGGAGCGCUGUACUAUAGGAACUACUUCUAUGGGCAGUCUCACCAAAACUGGUUCGGCAUGGACGAAACCUUGGGUCCCGUCGCGAUAUCCAUCAAGAAAGAGCGAGUGGAAUUAAGAAGGGGAGGUUCUGACGCGUCCGCGCCAGCGUCACAACUAGCGUGGCAGUAUCGGCUCGUCGUCCGCACUUCCGAACUGUUGACGCUACGUGGGUCCGUGUUAGAAGACGCGUUACCUAUCAAACCCAGCAACAAUACAGCUACUUACAAUACUAAGGAGGUGCUGGAGUAUGUCGCUCCGGAGUUGCAACUGAAUUGUCUCAGACUGGGCACCAACGGCAGCGGCGCCGAAGAACAACUCCUAAGACUCGACGAACAAUGCGUCACGCGCCACUAUAAAGUAGGAGUUAUGUACUGCAAGAGCGGCCAGUCCACCGAAGAAGAAAUGUACAACAACCAAGAAGCUGGCCCGGCCUUCGUAGAGUUCCUCCAGACGCUUGGACACACGGUCCGACUAAAAGACUUCGACAAAUACAAAGCGGGUCUCGACAAUCGCACAGACUCGACCGGCCUUUACUCCGUCUACACAACCUAUCAGAACUGCGAGAUAAUGUUCCACGUGUCAACUAUGCUGCCCUACACGCCCAACAACAGGCAGCAGUUACUCAGAAAGCGGCAUAUAGGCAACGAUAUAGUCACUAUAGUGUUCCAAGAGCCGGGAGCGGCGCCGUUCACGCCGAGGAACAUUCGCUCGCAGUUCCAACACGUGUUCGUGGUUGUGCGAGCGAUAGACCCGUGUACGGAGAACACGCAUUAUAGCAUAGCUGUGAGUCGGGCGAAGGAAGUGCCUUUAUUUGGACCACCGAUCAAGGAUGGUGCUGUAUAUCCGAAGGGGGAGGCGUUUACCGAUCUUCUUUUGAGUAAGGUGAUAAAUGGCGAAAACGCAGCGAUACAAUCACCAAAGUUUAGCACGAUGGCCACACGCACGCGGCAGGAGUACCUCAAGGAUCUGGCCAAGAACCACGUCUCCGCCACCACGCUCGAGACCGGACAGAAGUUCUCAAUCUUCUCGUCGCUGCUCAUGAAAAGUGGCAGCAACAACAACACGGCGGUGCUGCCGCGCCUCUACAGCUGUCCCAACGACGUACUCGUCGGCGGUGCCAUGUGCUUUCACGUUCAAGUUCAAGAUGAAGGCGCGGGCGGGGCGGUGUUGGACUGCAUGCUCGGCGUCUCACCCGACACCAUAGUGUUGGUGGAGGACAGCACGAGGCAGGUCAUACUCGUCAUACCGACUAACACGUUGUUAGGUUGGGUGGUGAGCGGCGGUUGGACGCGCAUAUUCUACCACCGCGGCGAGUCAGUACGUUUACGCGACUGUCCCGCUCUACUGCGGCGCCUGGCCGGCGUGGCGCCGCCGCACGCCGAGCUGCUGCCCGAGCGGACGCUCGCGAGGGGAGCCGCCGCGCAGCUGGGGUUCCACGUGCAACCCGACGGGCUCAUAAUAGCGGUGGAGAGCGGCAGCACGGCGGACAAGGCGGGCGUGAAGCGCGGCGCGAGGCUGCUGGAGGUGUGCCGCGCCGCCGUCGUGGCGCUGCACCACGACCAGCUCGUCGACCUGCUCAAGACCUCCGAUCCCGUCACGGUGACAACAACAAACGCGUCCAGCUACAAGUGUCUCUGCGAGACGGCCGGGGAGGAGCCGACCGCGCCCGCGCGCGGCGACGCGCAGCGCCCGGGCCGCGGCCGCCGCGCCUACGAGCGCGGACACUCGCCGCCACGGUCGGACAGCUCCGGAUACGGCACCGGUGGAUCGGGUCGCAGCGCGCGUCGCUCGCCGCAGUCGUCGCCGACGACGGAGAGCGUGCGGCGGCGCUCGCACGACGCCUCGCCGCGGCACGCCCGGCACAAGCGCGCCUCCGCGCACGGCAGCCUCACGGACGAGUUAAUGCGACUAAUGGACGCGGAGCUGGGCGGCGACGGCGACAGCGCUCCGUCCGCGCCGGUCUCUACGCCGCCCGCACCCGCCGCACCGACCGCGCCCGGCCCGCUGCCGCUGCCCGACGCGGCCGCGCUAGACUGGGCCACGCUGGUGCACACCGCCACCCGCGCCAUGCUGCAGAUUUGCGAAGAACAUCAAUAUCCGUCCAUAGACAACCCUGACCCUACGCUAGAACCUCUUCCAAGUGAACCGACCCAUGACUCCUGGUCUGAACUACCGACACCGGACGCUGCGCCGCCACCGUCGGCGUCGCCCCUGGCGCCGUGUGCGUGCGGGCUGGCGGCGCGCGUGGCCGCGCUGGAGGCCGAGCGCACCGCCGCCGUGAGGCACCAGCACCAGCUCGAGGAGGAGGUCCGUCGCUUACGUCGUCACAACGCGCGCCUCCGAGAAGAGAGCGCCCGCGCCGUUUGGCAGUUGCGACACUUCACGCAGUGGCUCAAACGGACCGUCGACCGGCAGUGAUCCGGCGUCUCGCUCGCUCCCACACCGGUGAUCUGCUGUCACGCUCCAACACGAGUGUACAAGUAACAUGACUCGAGACUUAGGCAGCUGUGACACUUCCUGCAGUGGCUCAAACGGACGGUCGAUCCCCAGAGUUCUGGCGUCUCGUUCGCUUAUUCGCCAGUGGUCACCUGUCCCACUCCAACACGACGUCAAGUCACACAAAUCGAGAACGCUGAGACAGCUGCGGCAGAAGCGGACCGUUGAAAUGAUGUCCUGUUUACUCAAACAGCAGUCAUCUCGCUCCCACACCGGUAACCGCCCUUCCUGCUUUGGCAACAGCGACAUACGUAAACUAGGUACAAUUAACAUAUAGCAAACUCUACUCCUAGUACUUGGAUGCCAGUAGUACCCUCACCAUGAGUUUUAAGCGGCCUUUAACACUAGCAAGAGCGUCAAAUCAAACGCAGUGCAUCUCGCUUGUACCAAUGUCAGUACGAGGGAGAUAUAUUGUAAGUUUAAGCAGUCGCUAGCGAAUAUGUCGGUGACAAACUCAUGGUAAGGAUACAGUAGUACUCUUGCGUAAAACGUCGCAAUCUUUUAAAUUGUAACGAUGGGUACAUAUUUAUCGCUGACACAGUUAAUUGACCAUUCAUAGACUUUACUUCGUUGCAAUAAAGAUUACGAAUGGACUUUUAAUUAUUGUGUUAGUGCUAUAAAUACAAAUGCGACCUGUU
Molecule: messenger RNA, 4371 nt
Organism: Cydia splendana
Lineage: Eukaryota; Metazoa; Arthropoda; Insecta; Lepidoptera; Tortricidae
Product: signal-induced proliferation-associated 1-like protein 1
Exons: 15
Coding region: 407-3655 (1082 amino acids)
Biological process (GO): regulation of small GTPase mediated signal transduction; activation of GTPase activity
Cellular component (GO): cytoplasm
Molecular function (GO): GTPase activator activity; protein binding
Source: RefSeq, a predicted model, not a curated record